CUGGGAGUCUGAAAGUCCAACGCAGGGUGAGACUUCAUCGCGAUGGGCUGGGCUCGCCUCGCCAUUCCAUGCCCUGAGGCUGAAAGAGCUGCAACAUCUCCCAGCAUCUCUCCAGCACCCAGCAUGGUGUCGCUUCACGGCCCAGCAGCAAGGCUGGCAGCGAUUUCACGACCCCUCAUUCCUCCAGUGAUAUAUGCCUAGAUGAUGUCUUGCCACAAACACAACUGCAAACUCCAUCUGCUUGCGUUUGACCCAAAGACAGACAAGACGGACCACCAAAUCGUAUGACAUCCCUUGGCUAAAUUAAAGCAAAGCCAAACUGGGGAUUUUGGAAACUGCUGGAAAUAAGGGGAACUCUAAAGUGUUUAACAAUUACUUCCUCAUAAGUCAUGCCCAAGAGGAAGAGAGAUGCUUUUCUGUCAUGGAGCUGCUCUCCUAAGCAUGAGGGGGAUCACACUUUCCUCCCUCUGCUUACUGAUACACCUGCUUCAGGAUGAGAUAGCGAUUUUAGUUUUGGAAAACCAAGACUUGCAAGAUUUGAUUAAGCCACAGAAUGUAGUGUUUCAUUCGCUAAACUUCAACAGCACUUUGCAUUGGCAGCCUGGGAGGGCUGGAGAGGCAAGAGACACAGUCUACUUUGUGCAGUAUAAAGUGUAUGGGCAGAGCACGUGGCAAAACAAAGAUGAGUGCUGGGGAAUUCAAAAUCAUGUCUGUGACCUAACAAACGAAACCUCUGACAUCCGAGAGCCUUACUACGGCAGAGUGAAAGCCGCAUCAGCUGGCAUCUAUUCCGACUGGAGCCUCAGCUGCAGAUUCACUCCCUGGAGAGAAACUAUAAUAGGACCUCCAACUGUAACUGUGAUUCAUAGCAACAAAUCCUUAAUACUAAAGCUCCAGGCUCCACGUUCUCCUUAUAAAAAGAAGAGAGGCAGCAAGAUACCAAUGACAAAUUAUUAUGAUCUGUUAUAUCAAAUCUUUAUCAUUAACAACUUGCUAGAAGAGCAACACAGAGUCCUGGUCUAUGAAGGAAAAGACAAGAUUAUUAAAAUAGAAGAUUUGAGGCCUGGAAUCAGCUACUGUGUUGAGGCUAAAACAUACGUGCCAGCACUGGACCGCAGCAGUGUCUACAGCAGCAGGCAAUGCACCAUGCUGCAGUGACAGGGCGAGCACCCCUGCGACAGUUACAAGAAUUAUAGCAGAAGAUGCCUCCCAUCACAGAUCCAGCUGUAAAUCAACUUCUGCGGUCUAUGUAUGGAAUGCAUACUUGGACACUUUAUAAAUUAAUCUUUGUUACAUUCAAUGAUUUGAUUCAUCAACAUAAUGUUAUGCUACAGAAAAGCCAAAGAUACUUUGUAUGUCCUAUAUCACAAUUUGAAAUUAUAUAUAUUUGCAUUUAGAAAGCAAAUAGUAACGUACUCUAAUAAAAAGUAAAGUAAAAAGCAGUUGUGAAAAUAUCCUUAAGAUUGUUUCUAUGGGUUUUCUCUUUUAAGCAUUGGGAUUACUUUACAGUUUAUAAAAGAGAAGCUUCAGAUAUUUUAUUUCUUCUACAAAGGAUGCAACAAAAGAUGAAAAAAGCAUCCUUUCUUUAAAAUAAGAAACAUAUAGUCCAGGAGCAUAUCUCAGAUUCACAGAGUCUUCAUAGUACCCUCAACAUAGCAUUUCUGAUCUUGAAACCAGAAUUAGUUAGGCCCGAGCUCAGCUAAACUGAAACAGAAGAGAUACUCACUUUCAGUUAAUGACGGUUAAAUGGAAAAGACCUCUAUUUCAACCAUGUCACAGUAAAUUACCAACUUCCACGUAUGAUUUCUAGUGAUUUUAUUCCUUUAAGUCUUCAUUUCUUAAGUGAAAAGAUUUCCUGGGCGAGGUUUGGUUAGAUACCCAGUAAGCUAUCACAGGAUGGAGAGCUGAAGUGGCUUUUCCGCAUCAAGAUAUGUAACUAAUGAGAAUCUUGAUACCUAACUGCAUUCUGUUAUUGCAAAGUAAGUGAGAGGAGAUGAGAGGGGGCCAGAUGCAAGAGGGCAAAGCAAGCCCUGGGAAAAAUGAAGCUUCCUGCUACAUAAUGACUAUACAGUUUUCCCUUAAUUUGCAUACACAAAGGUGGAUUGCAUCAGUUUAAAUAACAAACUUUGAGUUCACCUGAGCCUCAUGCAAAGCAUUUUUCAUGGUCUGUCACUAACACCUCACCUGGAGGCUCACUUAGAGCUGCAUCAGAAUGCUGGCAGUAGGUGUUUGAGAGGAGGCUGUGUUCAAGUAAGUGAAUGCUGGUGCACUCGCUUUCACCAAAAUAAAGAAAAAAGCAUUACAUAUUAAAUAUUUCCACUGUCUGAUUCUAACACAUCAUAUAUUUGAAUGACUAGAUGUGAAGGCAUCUAGCUGCAUCCACGUUUCUAGUCCAUAAAACCAGGUUUCCUUCACUACACUUCCCUUUUUGCUCCUCUCCCCUUUCUUCCAAUUGUUUUACCCCACAUGUAUCACAUAGUUUCUUAAUUUAGAUAAGUUUCUUUGGGAAACAGGACUUACUAAAUCCCUAUAUUGCACCUAGCACCAUGACAAGUCUCAGGUCGAGAGUUGUCCUGACACUCCUCUUGCACUGGGCAGCACCACAAUAAAAACAACCAGGCAAAUUAUUAAGAAAUAGCCUUUCUUGUGUUUCAGCAGUGGUGACUUUGUCCACUCAUGGGUUAUCACAGCCUGAAAACAGUAUCUGCAGUAAAUCAAGCUUUCUCAAAUUCACUUCUAUCUCUGGGGCAACUCACGUUGUUGUUACAUGAAGAUAAAAGUUUAACCUCUAGUAGCUGUAGUCAGAGACCAGGCUCCCACAAUACUGGAUACAGUACCUAUGUCAGAUGCAGAGAAUGAAACUGUUUAGGACUCUCCAAACUUAAAGACAUUAAAAAAAAAGGAAGAAGCAGAGUAAUAGCGUUGCCUGAAGUGUUCAAACCUGGCUAGAAAUAUUGCAGCUGCUACGCCAUGGAUCUAUGGAAACAUUGGAAACACGAAAUUAUACAUAAUGUACAGAGCUUAUA
Cuculus canorus (common cuckoo) is the source of this 3026-nucleotide messenger RNA. It is a transcript of the gene IL22RA2, whose product is annotated as interleukin 22 receptor subunit alpha 2. The transcript is spliced from 7 exons. Gene Ontology annotation, molecular function: interleukin-22 receptor activity; protein binding. The record is from RefSeq and is a predicted model, not a curated record. Bases 409 to 1158 code for a protein of 249 amino acids. NCBI's taxonomy places the organism in Eukaryota, Metazoa, Chordata, Aves, Cuculiformes, Cuculidae.